AUGGAGCUACUUGCGCUACUGAGCCUGACUUUCCUGCCGCUCGCCCUCGCACGAGGCCCGUACUGCGGCCGUGGACUAAACCCGGACGUUGCGCACUAUCAAGCAGCUAUCAAAAAGCUCAACAGCGGCUCCGAUUACCCUACUGGUACCGAGUUCGACGCCGACGAUUGUAGGAUCAGAGUUGAUGUCAACAGCCCGAUCAGUGCACCGCUCACCACCGGCUCUACGAUGAUUGAUGUCGCAAACUCCAUGCUCAGUCAAUGCAAUGGGAUCGGCUGGGGAUUCAAUGAUCCUAAUGGAGGCUUCAACACGAACAUCUCUGUUGUCCAGUGUACAGAGUGUAUGUAUGGUAAAUGUGGUGUAUGCUCUGCUCCGGAGACCAGGAAGCCCCGCAAGCGCCGCGAUGCUGCAGCGCCAAUGGCCGAGUCGAUAGCAUCCAGCCAACUUGGCAUGGAGAGGAAAGACCAACUCUUCGGGCAGACAACACACAGUCUCGAACGCCGCGGAGUCUCCUGCGAGUCUGCGCCAGGUCUCGACUGGACCUACUGCUGUCCGUCGAUAGCUGCGCCAGACAGCGAUGACUGCGAAGAUCUGGCCAACUCACUCCGCGGUCGGACGCUCGAGUUGCCCUUCACCGGCGCGAGUGGCGAUUGCGAAGUCGCCAUUGAAUCCUACAGACCAGACAACUCAGUCUCUGGGGACACGAUCGCAGACCGCAUGAUUGCAGAUGUUCAGGGGUGUGACAGUGGUGGUAUUGUUGGGACCAUCCACGACUAUUCGGUUGGGAUCGCACAGCCUGGAGCGUACGAUGUAUUAUUCGGGCAGCUCUGCGGAGACUUUGGGUCUGGCGUUUCUGCUUGCGCGAUUGGCGACUCUCCGUAG
Saxophila tyrrhenica is the source of this 882-nucleotide messenger RNA. RefSeq lists its product as uncharacterized. NCBI's taxonomy places the organism in Eukaryota, Fungi, Ascomycota, Dothideomycetes, Mycosphaerellales, Extremaceae. The coding region runs from base 1 to 882 and encodes 293 amino acids. The transcript is spliced from 4 exons. The record is from RefSeq and is a predicted model, not a curated record.